Molecule: messenger RNA, 4170 nt
Organism: Nelumbo nucifera (sacred lotus)
Lineage: Eukaryota; Viridiplantae; Streptophyta; Magnoliopsida; Proteales; Nelumbonaceae
Biological process (GO): protein phosphorylation
Molecular function (GO): receptor serine/threonine kinase binding; ATP binding; protein kinase activity
Source: RefSeq, a predicted model, not a curated record
GUAUUCAUAUACGGUUUAAGCAUAAAAUGGCGACGACAGUGGCAGAGAGAGCUUAGAACUCAAAACUCGUACCUCCACCUCCGCCCUCCAAGGCUCCAACUAUCGGCACCAACGCCAACGCCAGAGCCACCGGCACCUCCUGCCAAUAUGCCAAUGAAAACCCAGAAGCUCCACUGUGUGGUGAACAGAAAAUCUGUCUUCACCCCCAUCAGCUGACGGCAAGAAAGAGUAAUCUUGGGUGUAAGUUCAGCUCCACCUCCACCUCCACCACUGCUUCCACCCACCACCACUACCACCAACCAUUCCCCCUGGAAAAGGCUCUUCAGGUAAGAAAGUUCAACUAUCUUGACCAUAACCUCCUUUAUUUUCUCUCUCUUCACCACCACCUUUUACACACAUGCAUGUUUUUCAAUACUUGGUGUGAACGUUAAGCAUCCUCGCCACCACUACCAGAAUCACUCCCACUCCCACAUGCAUGUUGUCCCUUAGAGUGGACUUCGACUACCACCACCACCACCACCAUCACCACCGCCGCCGUUACCUCCAGCACCACCACCACCGCCGCCGCUACCUACUACCAAAAUCACAUUAACCAUAUUUAUUAACCUUCACCAUCAGACUAUUGUAACCUCAAAUGGAGAAAAGAAUCCAUGUCAUCAUCUUCUCUCUCUGUUUCUUUUUUUUCUUAACCUUCUCUCCUGUACUAGUUUCCUCUCUCUCCCCUGAUGGACAAGCUCUUCUUUCCCUUCUCGCCAAUGCUGAUGCAUCUUCAACGGAAUCUUCAUCCAUCCUCGCUUCAUGGAACCCUUCACACCCAACACCCUGCUCAUGGCAGGGAAUAACAUGCUCUCCGGAAGACAGGGUUAUUUCGCUCUCUCUCCCGAACACAUUCCUCAACCUCUCUGCGCUCCCUUCUCAGCUUUCUUCACUGUCGUCUCUCCAACUUCUCAAUCUAUCAUCUACCAAUGUAUCGGGCCCAAUUCCCCCCUCCUUCGGCCUCCUUACCCAACUUCGCCUCCUAGACCUUUCGUCUAAUUCUCUUUCGGGUCCCAUCCCACCGCAGCUUGGCACGCUCACUUCACUCCAGUUUCUGUUCUUGAAUUCUAAUCGUCUCUCAGGGAGCAUUCCUCCGCAGCUUGCAAACCUCUCCUCCCUGCAAGUCCUCUGUCUCCAAGAUAAUCUCCUUAAUGGUUCUAUACCGUCCCAAUUGGGCUCAUUGGUCUCCCUCCAACAGUUUCGUGUUGGUGGAAACCCAUAUCUAACCGGUGAGAUACCACCCCAGUUGGGACUACUGACUAAUCUAACCACUUUCGGUGCUGCGGCAACUGGGCUCUCUGGUGUAAUACCUUCCACGUUCGGGGACUUGAUCAAUCUCCAGACAUUGGCGCUUUACGAUACUGAGAUAUCUGGUUCGAUUCCACCUGAAUUGGGUUUGUGUUCUGAGCUGACGAAUUUGUAUUUGCACAUGAACAAGCUCACCGGCUCAAUCCCGCCUCAACUUGGUAAGUUGCAAAAGCUUACAAGCUUGCUUAUAUGGGGCAAUGCGAUUACAGGAUCAAUCCCUGCGGAGCUCUCCAACUGUUCAUCGAUGGUUGUCUUUGACGUCUCUGCUAAUGAUAUCACUGGUGAAAUCCCGGCUGAUUUAGGGAAGCUAGUGGUUCUAGAGCAGCUUCAUCUGUCUGAUAAUUUACUCACCGGUUCUAUUCCAUGGCAGUUGAGUAACUGUACGAGUUUAACUACCCUUCAGCUUGAUAAGAACCAGUUAUCAGGGCCAAUUCCAUGGCAGGUUGGUAAUUUGAAAUUUCUGCAGUCCUUCUUAUUGUGGGGUAAUUCGGUUUCUGGAACCAUACCUUCUUCUUUUGGAAAUUGCACGGAGCUUAAUGCUCUUGAUCUUUCAAGAAACAAGCUAACAGGGUCGAUUCCAGAAGAGAUUUUUGGUCUGAAGAAGUUAAGCAAGCUUCUGCUUAUGGGAAACUCGUUGUCUGGUGGGUUGCCUCGGAGCGUUUCCAAGUGUCAGUCUCUGGUGAGGUUGAGGCUAGGAGAGAACCAGCUUUCGGGGAAGAUUCCUAAGGAGAUAGGUCAAUUGCAGAAUCUCCUCUUCUUUGACCUGUAUACAAACCAUUUCUCUGGUAACCUGCCUCCCGAGAUUGCCAACAUCACAGUUCUUGAGCUCUUAGAUGUGCAUAACAACCAUCUAACAGGAGAAAUCCCAUCUCAGCUUGGGGAGCUUGUAAAUUUAGAGCAGCUUGAUCUCAGCCAAAACAGCUUUGCAGGUGGAAUUCCCUGGAGUUUUGGGAACUUCAGUUACUUGAACAAGCUUAUUCUCAAUAAUAAUCUGCUGACAGGGUCGAUCCCCAAAUCCUUCAGGAAUCUUCAGAAACUUACUCUACUAGAUUUAAAUUUCAACAGCCUCUCUGGUGCAAUUCCGCCUGAAAUAGGUAAUAUGACAAGUUUGACGAUCAGUCUGGACUUGAGCUCAAAUGGGUUUACAGGAGAAAUCCCCAAGGAAUUCUCGGGUUUGACACAGUUACAGUCACUUGAUCUUUCCAAUAAUAUGCUUUAUGGAGGAAUUCAAAUACUGGGCCUCUUGACCAGUCUUACUUCCUUGAAUAUCUCUUUCAACAAUUUCUCAGGUCCCAUCCCUGUGACACCAUUCUUCAGGACUCUAUCUUCAAAUUCUUAUCUCCACAACCCAAACCUAUGUGAAUCCCUUGAUGGGUCUACUUGUUCCUCAACUCUAUUCCAGAGAAGUGGGCUAAAAUCUGCGAAAACUGUAGCCUUAGUCUCUAUUAUUCUGGCUUCUAUAACAAUGGCAGUUCUUGUAUCUUGGAUCAUUGUAACCAGAAAUAGAAAUUAUUUGGCCAAAAAUUCUUCAGGUUCACCAGGGUCUUCAUCACAAGUUGAAGACUUUUCAUAUCCAUGGACGUUCAUCCCAUUUCAGAAGCUCAAUUUCACAAUUGAUAACAUUUUGGACUGUCUGAAAGAUGAGAAUAUAAUUGGGAAAGGAUGUUCAGGGAUUGUCUAUAAGGCUGAAAUGCCUAAUGGGGAAUUGAUUGCGGUGAAGAAGCUAUGGAAAACAAACAAGGAUGAAGAACCUGUGGAUUCUUUUGCUUCAGAGAUUCAGAUUCUUGGGCAUAUACGUCAUCGGAAUAUUGUUAGACUUCUGGGUUACUGCUCAAAUAAGUCCACGAAGCUACUCCUUUACAAUUAUAUUUCAAAUGGGAAUCUGCAACAGCUAUUACAGGGAACUAGGAACUUGGAUUGGGAAACCAGGUACAAGAUUGCUGUAGGUUCUGCUCAGGGUCUUGCUUAUCUUCACCAUGAUUGCGUGCCAGCAAUCCUUCACAGGGAUGUAAAGUGUAACAACAUACUUCUAGAUUCCAAAUUUGAGGCUUACCUGGCUGAUUUUGGGCUGGCCAAGCUGAUGAACUCUCCAAAUUAUCACCAAGCAAUUUCUAAAGUUGCUGGCUCCUAUGGGUAUAUUGCACCAGAAUAUGGAUACACUAUGAACAUAACAGAGAAGAGUGAUGUCUACAGUUACGGGGUAGUUUUGCUGGAGAUCCUUAGUGGUCGUAGUGCCAUUGAGCACCAGGUUGCAGAUGGGCUUCACAUAGUUGAGUGGGUGAGGAAGAAGAUGGGCAGCUUUGAGCCUGCUGUAUCUGUAUUGGAUGCUAAGCUCCGGGGCUUACCUGAUCAGAUGGUGCAAGAGAUGCUCCAAACACUUGGAAUCGCAAUGUUCUGUGUGAAUUCAUCACCCUCAGAGAGACCAACCAUGAAGGAAGUGGUGGCGCUGCUAAUGGAGGUCAAGAGCCAACCUGAAGAAUGGGGGAAGACUUCUCAACCUCUCAUAAAGCAGCCAUCGAACCAGAGCUGAAAGAUUAAUUUUUGUUUGUUCUAGUCCAAGUAUUCUCUCAAUUAUGAUUUUCUAUUCCUUCCCAAGAUAAAAAGGUAGAGUUAAUAUGGGCGGGAAGCAAGCGGAGGAAGCAUUUGAUAAUGCUAUUUGUUUGGAUCAUGAUGGCGGUCUCUUGUUCAUUGUACAGUUCAAAACAAAAAUUUGCUUCACCUUUUUUUAAUAUUCUUCUUUCGCUUCAUAUUUCUUGGAGUUUAUGCUUCUUUCAUGGCUUGUCCAAUGUUAUUCGAGUAAGGAGGCGCUGAGAGUUCAAGGCUCAA